AUGAAAAUUACAAAAUUACAAAGUACGAAACUUAACGUGCACAUCAAUCAGCAGGAAUGGUUUUCACCCAUACGCUACGAUACACCACAUAUUCAAGCAGCAAUAGAUGCUUGCCAUGCCACGGGUGGUGGACGUGUUAAAUUCCCAAUUGGGAAUUAUUUAACAGCAAUAAUUUACUUGAAAUCAGGGGUGAUGCUGGAUCUCCAGAAAAAUGCUACCAUUUUAGGAGGCACGAAACUGAGUGAUUAUCCUUUAGAAUCACAUAGAUGGUAUGUUGUGUUGGCAGAGAGUGCCACAGAUGUUGGGAUCAUGGGUCAAGGAAUAAUUGACGGUCAAGGACCAAAAUUUGUGGAGAAGAUAAACGAAAGGAAGAAUAUUAUGGUCAGUUGGAAUGCUACCGGAGCUUGUUUUGGUGAUGAAUGCAGGCCUAGGCUCGUUGGUUUCCUUGACUGCACAAAUGUUGGAGUUUCAGAUGUCCUCUUUACACAACCUGCUUACUGGUGUUUGCACAUUGUGAGAUGCGACAAUACAUCAAUUGACGGCCUAUCUAUUUUUGGUGAUUUUAAUACUCCAAACAACGACGGGAUAGAUAUUGAGGAUUCUAAUAAUACAGUAAUUACGAGAUGCAUCAUCAACACAGGAGACGAUGCUAUCUGUCCUAAAACAUCCACAGGUCCCGUGCAUAACUUAACUGUGUCAAACUCCUGGAUCCGGACAAAAUCCUCUGCCAUCAAACUCGGGAGUGCUAGUUGGUACGAUUUUAAAGGUCUUUUGUUUGACAAUAUCACCAUCGUCGAUUCUCACCGAGGGCUAGCUUUGCAGUUACGCGAUGGAGGAAACGCCAGCGAUAUCACUUUUUCUAACAUAAAUAUCAACACGCGGUAUUAUGAUCCAUCGUGGUGGGGCAGAGCAGAGCCAAUCUACAUAACAACUUGCCCACGUUACUCCUAUUCAAAAGUUGGUAUAAUCUCUAAUGUACAGUUCAUCAACAUAUCUGUGAGUUCAGAAAAUGGAGUCUUUUUAUCUGGUUCAAGUGAAGGUGUUCUAAGCAACUUGAAUUUCAUCAAUGUGAAUCUUACUUAUAGUAGAUGGUCCGAUUUUGCCGAUGGGUUAGUUGAUUAUCGACCGGGUUGCCAGGGUCUUGUAAAUCACAGUUCAGCUGAUAUUAUAAUGGAUCAUGUUGAUGGAUUACAGAUUGAAAAUAUGAACAUGAAAUGGUCAAAUGGUUACCUAAAAGGAUGGAAUAACACUUUGGACUUCAGUCCAUCAACGGUGAACAACAUAUCUAUACUUGGUUUCAAUUCAGCUCUGAUGAGCCUCUCCCAGAAAUCACUAUAA
This is a messenger RNA of Papaver somniferum (opium poppy), 1338 nucleotides long. Its product is annotated as exo-poly-alpha-D-galacturonosidase-like. Lineage: Eukaryota; Viridiplantae; Streptophyta; Magnoliopsida; Ranunculales; Papaveraceae. Bases 1 to 1338 code for a protein of 445 amino acids. Gene Ontology annotation, molecular function: polygalacturonase activity. The record is from RefSeq and is a predicted model, not a curated record. The transcript is spliced from 3 exons. Gene Ontology annotation, biological process: carbohydrate metabolic process.